AUGUCGAGACCGCUCGAUAACGCCCGCCAAGGCGCAAUCGAGGUAGACGAAUCUGAUGAAUCAUACGAUGUCCUGAGCGUCGACAUGGACGGCCACAUCGUCCUCUCCGACGAUCGGUCUGACGACGACGACGAAGAUAGCGAUGACCUGCUCCUUCAAGAUGCGCUGGAAGAGAUGGUCGCUCAAGCAGAGGCACGCGAUUCGUUCGGCGCACAGUUUGACGACUCGGAAGGCGACUCGGAGUAUAUUCCAUCCGACGAAGACGGUUCUGUCUAUCAAGAUCUUAUCGAAGACGCUGGUGGGCUAGAGAUCGAAAUGGAAGACGACGGCGAUGACGACCAAGAGCAAGACGACGACGACGACGAUCAACGUCCAGGUGCUCGCCAAGGACAAAGCAUCACCAUCGACAUUCGCGAUCUGCUGCGCGCGCACAUGGCUGCAAACAAUGACGAGGACGGCAAUAGCGAAGACGCUGGCGCACUCAACACCAGAGCAGCGAUAACGCGCGCACUCAACAGCAUCGGUAUCACAGGCUUACAGCGCCUUCUCGCUGCUGCUACCGGCGGUACAGUCAACGAAGACGACGAUGAGCUAGAUGACGAUGACGAUGACGACGACGACGACGAGGAUGACUGGUACCACAUGGCACGUUCGUCGCAAAUGGCCGACUUCUGGGAACCCACUUCGCCCAUCCGAUCAGGUCAGGAGCUGGCUCUCAGUGGCGAAUUUGGCCGUCAACCCAAGCGUCCUCUCGAUUCUCCUCCUUCCGCGUUUGCCGAAAGCAGCAACCUGUCAGAUCUGGUCCAUCAGCGCAAGUACGCCCGUCGGCGUAUCGCCAAAGCCGACAUGGGCUCGUUCGUGCCCAAUACCAACGGCACCAUUGUCGCCUCGUAUCCAGCACGUGUCUACUGCGGACAGUAUUCACAAGAUUCCUCAUUCUUCUACACAUGCACGCAGGAUUUCCGGGUGCACAUGUACGAUACCACUACCGCGGGACCAAAAACGGUGCAAGUCCAUGACGACGGGCCAAGACGCGUUCGCAACAGCUUGUUCUUCAGCUCGAUGGGCACAACACAGUAUACAUCGCUCAACAUGACCAAGAGCAUUCAAGGCAGGCAGGGCAACUGGACCAUUACGGAUGCCAACUUAAGUCCGGACAAUCAGUGGAUGAUCUAUUCGAGUAUCACUCCUUUUGUACAUCUCGUGCCGACGAAGCAGAACUUUGAUACGGGCGGGGGGACGUCCAGCGACAGCCAGGUCUUGCUGGAUUUCAGUAAUGCUGGAGAUGAUGAUACUGGGAUCUGGUCGAUCCGCUUCUCUGGCGACUCACGCGAGAUUGUAGCGGGUGCGCACUUCGGCGACAUCUUCGUCUACGACAUCGAAGCUCGUCGGCGUGUGCUGCGAGUUGAAGGUCAUUCAGACGAUGUCAAUGCAGUCGCCUUUGCCGAUGCUGCGUCAUCCAACGUGCUCAUCUCGGGCUCGGACGACUCAUUUGUUAAAGUCUGGGACCGCCGCUCACUGUCGGGCGGCAAGCCGGCUGGCGUGCUCAUGGGGCAUACAGAAGGCAUCACCUACGUCUCGCCCAAGGGAGAUGGCCGAUACUGCAUCUCGAACGGGAAGGACCAAUCGUGUCGCCUGUGGGAUCUGCGCAUGAUGCACAGCUCGUCCAAGUAUGACAGCAUGACGCACCUCGAUUACGGACUGCGCAAUUGGGACUAUCGAAACAUGUCGUACCGGCAACCACGGUACCAGGCGCAUCCACAGGAUUGUUCCGUCAUGACGUACCGAGGGCAUGCGGUGCUCAAGACGCUGAUUCGGUGCCACUUUUCUCCCGCCGAGACGACAGGGCAAAAGUACAUCUACAGCGGCAGCGCUGACGGCAAGAUCCACAUCUGGAACCUGGACGGCACUGUGGCGCAGGUGCUGGACCGCUCCAAAGUGAGACCGCUGUAUGCCGAGAAGGAUCCGGCCAACCAGAUCCACGCGUACAAGGGUCCAGGCGCAGACGACGACGACAUUGAAUCCGAAGACGACGACGACGACGUCUUCCGCGCACCGGGGAUUGCAUCUGAUCCAGCGGCUCCACCGAUGCCGUGGUUCAAGCGCAAGCAUCCAGUGCGUCACGCAGCCAGAGCUGGAGCUGGAGCGAGCUUUGACAACCCGCUGGCGCGCGGCGAUGGUCGCAGGCGCGUGCACAGCAACAGAGGAAGAGGUCCCGGUGGUGGAGCGGUUUGCACGGUCAGAGACGUCAGCUGGCACCCGCAGGAACCGAGUCUCAUGUCGACAGCGUGGGACGGCAACGAAGGCGAAUCGGGGAGCAUCGCCAAGCACGAGUUGUCGGAUUGGUCAAAGAGGCACAUGACGUUGGAGGACGUGCAGGCGCGUAUGGCACUCGAGGCUCAAGGGUGA
Molecule: messenger RNA, 2409 nt
Organism: Sporisorium graminicola
Lineage: Eukaryota; Fungi; Basidiomycota; Ustilaginomycetes; Ustilaginales; Ustilaginaceae
Exons: 2
Coding region: 1-2409 (802 amino acids)
Biological process (GO): proteasome-mediated ubiquitin-dependent protein catabolic process
Cellular component (GO): Cul4-RING E3 ubiquitin ligase complex
Molecular function (GO): protein binding
Source: RefSeq, a predicted model, not a curated record